Didymodactylos carnosus is the source of this 1113-nucleotide messenger RNA. The record is from the annotation of a GenBank genome assembly. NCBI's taxonomy places the organism in Eukaryota, Metazoa, Rotifera, Eurotatoria, Philodinida, Philodinidae.
AUGAAACAAAAUUUCGUACUUACAUUUCUCUCGUUUGUCCUUCUUCUUGAGGCAUCUCUGAGUCAAACAGGCUUUCCAAAACAAUUUGUAGCUAUAUUAAAUCAAACAUCACUUCAAGCAUGGCAGAAUAGUGGUGUACAACAAUUUGUUUAUGAUUCAAUUCUACAGCGUAUUCGAUUUGAUUUGAAAGGUUGGCGUGAAAAACAAAAUGAAACUUAUAUGAUACAAUAUAAACCAUCUGGUGCUGAACACGGAUCGCCCGCAGCUGACGGUUACACUCUCUUUAACUUCAAUCCCGAUUAUCCAGAAAACACUAAAGGUCACUGUUGGUACAAUACACAACCAAUGAAAGAUUUAGGACCAAUCCCUUUCAGCUGGAUGACUGCUGGAGGCGAUAUUGACAUCAAACCAUGGUUCCCUUUGCCAUCAAAUUUAAUCUACAAAGGUGUUGAACACAUAACGGAACUCGAUAUUGACGCAUCGAGAUAUGAUUCUUCAGAAAUGUGUGAUCUACAACAAUCUGACAUUGGUAAAGUACCAUGUCUCAGUUAUUUUGAGACAAAUGACGAAAUACCAGUUAAAACAAUUACGGCAAAAGCAGCUCGUCCGCACUCCUAUGAGACUGAUGAAUACGCAACGAGGAGUAGGGAAUCCGUUUACGAAAGUCCAAGAGCUUCUGUUGGUCACAGUUCGAUGUUAGCCGUUCCUUUUUUAAUCUUUGAAAGGUUAUCUCAAAGAACCAGUACGUGGCUUCGUCGUUACACCGAAAGCUGCGGUGAUAAUUUCACUCUACAGCUAUUAACACCACCCGUCCACUCACUUGGUGAUGAAGUCACCAUUACAUUCAGUCCUAAACCGAAUUGGUAUUAUAAUGGUACGGAAUGUGCUAGAUUUACUGUCAAUGGAAAUGAGAAAAUUGUUUUUACGUAUGAAAAUUGGAAUGAGCCACAACAAGUUGAUCUAACAUUCAGAGGGUAUGGAUGUUGCGCUUAUGAAAUUGAGGGAAUAGGUGGAAGUUACGAAUGGCAAUACCAAGCACAAACAUUUGUAGUUUAUGGAUGUGAUGGAACUGGAGGAUACGGAUGUAAAGGAAAAGAACCAUGUGGGGCAUAA